GAAGGAUGCGGAGUCCAGCCAAUGGGGAGCACUGACGCACAGACCAGGUCCGACGCGAAGGAAGGCGCGAAACUUCAAUUAACGCGUCCGGAACAGCAACUGCCAUGGUCCGAGAUAGUUACGGUCUGGAGCACGACAACUCAUUCACCUCCCACAACGGUGUUCGGAUGAACUCCCCCCUCCAACCCUAUACACGCAAGGCUUUACUUAUAUCCUGUCUUUUUGUUAUACCCUCUACAGAAUCGAUAACGUCUACUGCUUCCUUCAAAUAUUGGCAGAAGAACGUUCUUGAUUCCUUCCUGAUGGUUACGAGUCUUGUCUCGGCAUUCCUUUGAUUUCCCCCGUCCCAAUACAUUACGAAGUUUACCUGAAUUGGUCCAGCAUGGAGGUGGCCAUGGAGAGCGCUCCUCCAGUUUCAUCUUCUCUCUCUCAGUCUUUUCCUCCAUCGCCAACUGCGUCGAGAAAACGGUCUUUCGAACAAGUGGAGGGUUUCGAACCAGACACGAAGCGUACACAGACCUCCAGCGAUGGCAACGAUCAGGAGAACCGUGCCCCUGAACAACAGCAGUCGUCGUCUGGAACAAUCGAGAAGAGUCGCGAUCAGCACGAUGACCCAACUGAACCCUCGGGCGGCCCAAUCGAACGAGGCCGUACACCGGCAAAAGAGACAACGCCGGUCAAUUCGGUUCUAGCGACUAUUUCAACGCCCAAUUCAACCACCUCUGUUCAACAGCCUGCCGGCGCGGGUGCGGCAAGCGCACAGAAGAAACGCAAGCUGUCCCCAGCCAGCAAGGAGGCGAAAAGGAUAGAAAAGGAAGCGAAGGAAAAGCAGAAGCUGGAAGAGAAGGCGAAGAAGGAGGAAGAAAAGCGUCAGAAGGAAGAGGAGAAAAAGAAGCGGGAUGCUGAGCGCGAGGAGGAACGCAAGAAGAAGGAAGAGAAGAAGAAACUCAAGGAGGAAGAGCGGCUAGCUAAGGAAGAGGAGAAAAAGAAGAAAGAGGAAGAAAAGAUGAAGAAGGAAAAGUCCCAAAUGCGACUGAACGCCUUCUUUGCGAAACCAAGCACGACAUCGUCAUCUGCACAAGCAUCUUCAUCUACAAAUCAGGGGUCUCCAAGCAAAGUGGCUACUGCUGGUGCUGUUGAUGGUUCUAGUCAAGACGCACCGGCGAGCGAGUCCACUGACUCAGUAUCGGACUACAAGCGCGCGUUUCCGGACUUCUUCGUACAAUCCCAUACGCAGGUUGCCCCUGUGAAUCGAUUUGAACGUGACGCAGAAGCUCUCCGCCAUCUUCGUGAAAAGCUAGACAGAUCUCUCAAAUCCGGUGGUGAUAGUCUGCCGGAAACGCCAGUAUCAAAACUCGCAGAGAUCUUCAAUAUUGUACCGUACAGGCGCCGCUGUGCCAGACACAUAGUGCCUGUGAAGGAGAUUCUCCUCAAAUGGCAGGAGUCCCAAGACCCGCUCGACCCGACCAAGCCAGGAGCCAAGCCGCAGGACAUGCUCAGGAAAGUGACGAUGAAGACAUUAAAAUUCAGUGAGGACGUGCGGCCCCCUUAUCAAGGCACUUAUACAAAGCGCAUUUCCGAGAAAGAUGCCAUGAAACUCUCCAGAAACCCCUUUCAGCGCCAACUACCAGACACGAAUUACGAUUAUGACUCGGAAGCCGAAUGGGAGGAGCCUGAAGAAGGAGAAGAUCUUGACUCUGAAGGUGAAGAGGAGCUAAGCGACGAUGGCGAUGAUGACAUGGAUGGUUUCUUGGACGAUGACGACGAAAAUCAGAUCGACGGCAAGCGGCGACCCAUUGUGGGUGACUUGGAGCCUGUCUGUAGUGGUUUGCGCUGGCAGGAAGCUGGCAUCGAUCCCGAACUCGAGUCUUACAAGGUCGAAAUCAUAUCUGAAGCAGUACGAUUUCCCAUCGACCCUUUCUCCGGCGCCUACUGGGAGAAACCGAAGGUGGCAGAACGUGCAAAUGCAAAGAGUUCGAUGCCAGCGCCCGCUGUCCCCUCCGGACGCUCGACUCUACAUGCUUUUAUGAAUCUUUCCGGCCAAGGUGCGUCAGUAAGUAGCACCGACGGUCAAGCAGGAGCCGCGUUACCCUGCCAUCCCGCCAGCAAAACAAAGAAAUCAUUCCCUCCAGAGCACCUAGCAGAAUUCAAAGAAGUGGUCGUGGGAAGUGAUCUCACGAAGACGGGUCUCAUUGAGAUCCUAAAGAAGCGAUUCCCAAAGGUCUCCAAAGAUGUCCUUAAGGAUACCCUGAACAGCGUCGCUACCCGUGUGGGCCAGAAAGAAGCUGACAAGAAAUGGGUCUGCAAAUAAGAUAUCGCAUAUUUUUCGAUCGUUAAUAUUUGAGCGAUGCCAAUCAUGUUAUAAUGUGGUCAUAUCGGACGACUGGUGGAGUUACGGCGCUGUUCUUUUUUACAGGCAUUGCGGGACUGCUCUAAUCGAGUCAUCCUGGUUAAUCAUUUCUACGAGGAAUAUAUUGCUAUAUGUCUGCUGGGUCUUGACAUACUGUGAGCAUUUUACAUUUGUACGAGACAAACUAGCGAAAGGUGUAGGGGUCAUUGUUUAUGUUGGGGUUGUGCAAUCUACUCAGCUUAGUGAUAUAGAUGUAUGCUCUUGCAGGGCUGAAUUUGUGAUCCGACUCGACUUCUAGUCAAUGGCAAUAAAUCAUCAACUUUGGUC
Molecule: messenger RNA, 2677 nt
Organism: Paecilomyces variotii
Lineage: Eukaryota; Fungi; Ascomycota; Eurotiomycetes; Eurotiales; Thermoascaceae
Product: chromatin assembly factor 1 subunit A-domain-containing protein
Exons: 3
Coding region: 383-2311 (642 amino acids)
Biological process (GO): nucleosome assembly
Cellular component (GO): CAF-1 complex; nucleus
Source: RefSeq, a predicted model, not a curated record